UGUCCCGCCCUGAGACCCCCGGGGUUGGGGAGAGGGUGAAAUGGACUAGGGGCGGGGGGACCUUGGUAAACUUGAGUGAAGCUCACAGUACCUUUGUCUUGGGAUAUGGAGUGUGUGUCACUUGUUCGGAUUCUGGUGUUUUUUAUUUUUUAUUUUUGGAUAUGUGUGUGGAUGUGUAUUUGAUUUCUUUUAUUCUACUCUAGGUAUCUUUGGAUAUUUGAGUCUUUGAGUGUGUGUGCAUGUCCUUUGAAACUGUGCAUCGUUUGUGUUCUGUGUCUUUGGAUAUGUAGGUAUUCCUGUAUUUAUGUGCAAAUUUUUGUGUGAAUAUGGGUGGAUUUGUUUCUACACUGAGUAUAUGUGUAUCUUUGUGUAUUUGAAUAUGUGGUAUUUUAGAUGUUGGUUUCUAUAUUAUUGUGUAUCUUUGUGACUGUGUGUGUGUAUCCUGUGUGAAUCUGUGUGAUUUCUUUGUAGAGUGUAUUUGAAUUGUAUGUGAUCUGUGUUGUGUAUUUGGAUAUGUGUGUAAGUGCUUAUAUGGGUAGUUUGUUUUAACAUUUUUUCUCUUAACAUUUGUGUACCUGUGUGUGUGUCUUUGGAUGCAUGAGUGAGUGUGAGUGUCUGUGGUGUGUAAUCUGUUUACAUGUUGUAUGUCUUUGUGUGGGUGAUUAUUUAUGUUGUGUGUCUCUGGAUAUGUGAUGUAUAUUUGUGCAUGGACACGUGUGUGAUCUGUCUGUUUCUACACUAUGGAACUUGCGAGAUCUGUGUUUUUCAGUAGAUAUUUGUGUGUGCCCAUAUGUGAGAUGUGUCUGUUUCUCCCUUUGUGAGUCUUGGGAUAUGUCUCUCUUUGUGUGUGAAUCCUGUGUGAGUAUGUGCGAUACAUUUGUGUUGUGGAUUUGGAUAUGUGCCUGAAUGGAUGUGUCCUGGUGUAUCUUUAUCUGUUUCUAUAUUGUAUCCACACCUUGGCUCGAGGCCCGCUUGAGUCCCGGGUUGGGGGCUCCUGGGUCCCCACCGGAGGGGAGAGCCUAGGCGAGGACUUCUACCGCGAGGCCAUCGAGCACUGCCGCAGCUACAACGCGCGCCUGUGCGCCGAGCGCAGCCUGCGCCUGCCCUUCCUCGACUCGCAGACCGGCGUGGCCCAGAACAACUGCUACAUCUGGAUGGAGAAGACCCACCGCGGCCCGGGUUUGGCCCCCGGACAGAUCUAUACGUACCCGGCCCGCUGUUGGAGAAAGAAACGGAGGCUCAACAUCCUGGAAGACCCCAGACUCCGGCCCUGCGAGUACAAGAUCGACUGUGAAGCACCGCUGAAGAAGGAGGGUGGCCUCCCCGAAGGGCCAGUCCUUGAGGCUCUCCUGUGUGCCGAGACAGGGGAGAAGAAGAUAGAGCUGAAGGAGGAGGAGACCAUUAUGGACUGCCAGAAACAGCAACUACUGGAGUUUCCGCAUGAUCUUGAAGUGGAAGACCCAGAGGAUGACAUGCCCAGGAGGAAGAACAGGGCCAAAGGAAAGGCAUACGGCAUCGGGGGGCUCCGGAAACGCCAGGACACCGCUUCCCUGGAGGACCGAGACAAGCCGUAUGUCUGUGAUAUCUGUGGGAAACGGUAUAAGAACCGGCCAGGGCUCAGCUACCACUACACCCACACCCACCUGGCUGAGGAGGAGGGGGAGGAGAACGCCGAACGCCACGCCCUGCCCUUCCACCGGAAAAACAACCAUAAACAGUUUUACAAAGAAUUGGCCUGGGUCCCUGAGUCACAGAGGAAACACACAGCCAAGAAGGCGCCUGACGGCACUGUCAUCCCCAACGGCUACUGCGACUUCUGCCUGGGGGGCUCCAAGAAGACAGGGUGUCCUGAGGACCUCAUCUCCUGUGCGGACUGUGGGCGAUCAGGACACCCCUCGUGUUUACAGUUCACGGUGAACAUGACGGCGGCCGUGCGCACCUACCGCUGGCAGUGCAUCGAGUGCAAGUCCUGCAGCCUGUGUGGCACCUCGGAGAACGACGGUGCCAGCUGGGCGGGUCUCACCCCCCAGGACCAGCUGCUGUUUUGUGACGACUGCGAUCGGGGUUACCACAUGUACUGCCUGAGUCCCCCCAUGGCGGAGCCCCCGGAAGGGAGCUGGAGUUGUCACCUCUGUCUUCGGCACCUGAAAGAGAAGGCGUCUGCCUACAUCACCCUCACCUAGGCCUGGCUCUGGCUCGCCCGGACCUCUGGGGUGAUGCCUGCCUACCUGCCUCUCCUCUUGGAGCUCCUCCACUCUCUCCCCAUCCUUAACGCCCCACAGUGGGAGGGGCGGGGGAGCCAGAGAGGGGGCCGGGCCACCCCCUCCCCUCUGAGCAAGUGGAAUGUUUGCCCUGUGGGUUGGUGGGCCCAGCAGGGUCCUCUCCCUUCCUCCCUCCUUCCUCACCCCCUUGGCAAAUGGGUACCAGGGCCUUCUGCUCCCCUCAAAGCCAUACCCCGCCUCUAGGCGGGCACGAGGGGUGGUGGAUGCCGGCUGGGGGCAUGGACAAAGCCUUUUUCUAAAGAAAAAGUCAAAAACUUAAAAAAAAAGAGAGAAAUUAAUAUAUAACAAAGAGUCCUAUAAGGUCUGGCUGGGUGGAGGGGGCACUGCUGAGCGCAUCUACUGGGCACCAGUCUACGCCAGCGUCCUGCCUGGCGGCCCCUCCCCCCAGCCCCUGGAGUUGCAGCUGUCCCACCUCCCCACCCAAGACGGGCACCAUCCCCUCCUUGUGCCCUGGGCCGGGGGGCGUGGUGUCCACCCCUCGCCCCCUCUCGGUGCCCACCGUGGAUACUGCAUGACGACGUGAACCAUGGUUUUGAAUUCCGUUCCUGCUCCCUCCCCGAGAGCCCUGCCCGCCUGCCCGUGCCCACUCCGUGCCUGCCGGCCUUGGCUGGCUGUCGCCGGUGGGGCGAGGCGGGCCCCUGCCCAGCGCCUGCUGGAAUGAGAAGCACAGACUCUGCAAUGGACUAGAUUCUCCCCCUUCCCCUCCCUGCCCCUCCCUGCCACCCUCGCGGGCCACUUUCGGGUCACGAGGGGGCGUGGUUGUUUCUUGUGGUUGUGUGUGUUUGUUGUUCGGGUUUAAAAAAAAAAAGGGAAAUCGAGACUGCAAGUGGGGGAAGUGGUGGGCUUGGGGGAGUCUCCCCCCAAUCCAGGCGUGCCCACCCCCCCUUGUCAACGAGUCUCCUUUAUUGCCUGCCUCUGCUGUGAAUUAACUUGUUCUGUGUAUUAAAGUGGGGCUGACCCCUCUGCCCACAUCAUUGGC
Messenger RNA from Cervus elaphus (red deer), 3261 nucleotides. It is a transcript of the gene DPF1, whose product is annotated as double PHD fingers 1. NCBI's taxonomy places the organism in Eukaryota, Metazoa, Chordata, Mammalia, Artiodactyla, Cervidae. The transcript is spliced from 12 exons. Gene Ontology annotation, biological process: nervous system development. Gene Ontology annotation, cellular component: nBAF complex; nucleus. The record is from RefSeq and is a predicted model, not a curated record. The coding region runs from base 897 to 2183 and encodes 428 amino acids.